Botrytis deweyae is the source of this 822-nucleotide messenger RNA. RefSeq lists its product as uncharacterized. Bases 1 to 822 code for a protein of 273 amino acids. NCBI's taxonomy places the organism in Eukaryota, Fungi, Ascomycota, Leotiomycetes, Helotiales, Sclerotiniaceae. The transcript is spliced from 3 exons. The record is from RefSeq and is a predicted model, not a curated record.
AUGUCUUUAGCGAACUUAUUACCACCAAUGACCAAAUCCUGGGCCGACGAAGCCAACGACGAAUUCGAAGAGCAAUGCAUCGAUGCUCCACCUGCUAGACACUUUGUUGAUACAUCUAAAUUUGAUAGUGAGACAGCUAUAGGAGAAGGAUCUGAUUUCAGAGACUACGAGACUAUUGAUUUCUCUGACGACGAAGAUACCAUGGACUCUUACGAUUACGCAUUGAAAUUCGAGACAUUGUCGAAUGACGAUAUCGCUGCUGUAGUCACCGUUCCUGAAGAAAGCAUUUCUCCCAAGAACAGAAAGCUGGGCACAAACAUGACAUCCAGAAUUCCUAGAGCAGUACCCUACUCUGCCCAAUACUCAUAUACAAAUGCAUUCCUCGGCAUCAUUCCUGAAAUCGAAGAAUCGAAGGAUCAAGCCCAAGAUAACAAUCAAACUACAGCAGUCACCGAGCUUACUCUUGAUAACUGGCAGGGCGAUUUCCCCGUUGUAGUGGACGAUUGUGACUUGGGAAUUGGUUCUGUUCAAGGCGCUCCUGAACUUGGUGGCUUCGAUAUUUGGGAUAGUGAUUCGUGCUACAGUUCUCAUUCAGAGCUUGAGGAGGUUGAAGAAGAGAUUCAAAUUGAUCACCCAUUGAUGGGAAAAGACGUGGUUUGCAUUCAAGUGUCCUUCACGACAGUAAAGGCUAGCGAAUAUGAAGCUCAUCCUACAAGAGUGUUCUAUCGUAGUUCUGAACCAACAACUUGGGGUUGGACUCCAUCAAAUUUGAGACACUGCCAGACAGUCAUUCGUGAAGAGGGAUCUAGAUGCUAUAUCUAG